Molecule: messenger RNA, 975 nt
Organism: Jaculus jaculus (lesser Egyptian jerboa)
Lineage: Eukaryota; Metazoa; Chordata; Mammalia; Rodentia; Dipodidae
Gene: Utp23
Product: UTP23 small subunit processome component
Exons: 3
Coding region: 69-818 (249 amino acids)
Cellular component (GO): nucleolus; small-subunit processome
Molecular function (GO): small ribosomal subunit rRNA binding
Source: RefSeq, a predicted model, not a curated record
CUUCCGGGAGGAGCCGGCCGGGGCAGCGGCUCCGCUCUCUGGUGCGUUGGCUUCGGGGUGAAGCAAGCAUGAAGAUCACGCGGCAGAAACACGCCAAGAAGUAUCUUGGCUUCUUCCGCAACAAUUUCGGGGUCCGCGAGCCGUACCAGAUCCUCGUGGAUGGCACCUUCUGCCAGGCGGCGCUGCGCGGCCGCAUCCAGCUGCGAGAGCAGCUGCCCCGCUACCUCAUGGGCGACGCCCAGCUGUGCACCACCAGAUGUGUAUUAAAGGAGUUAGAAACAUUGGGGAAGGACUUAUAUGGAGCAAAACUGAUUGCACAGAAAUGCCAGGUUCGAAAUUGCGCCCAUUUCAAGACUGCAGUGAGUGGAUCAGAGUGUCUGCUGUCCAUGGUGGACGAGGGAAAUCCUCAUCAUUAUUUUGUGGCAACACAGGAUCAAAAUAUAUCUGUAAAAGUAAAGAAAAAGCCUGGGAUUCCUCUCAUGUUCAUUAUUCAGAACACUGUCAUCUUGGACAAACCUUCUCCCAAAACCAUUGCAUUUGUUAAAGCAGUAGAGUCAGGACAACUCGUGUCAGUGCACGAGAAAGAGAGUAUUAAGCAGCUCAAAGAGGAACAGGGCUUAGUGAAAAACCCUGAACAAAGAAGAAGGAAAAAGCGCAAGAAAGUGAGCGGCCCCAAUCCUCUCAGCUGUUUGAAGAAAAAGAAAAAAGCACAGGACACAAAAUCACCUGCUUCUGAAAAGAAAAGGAAACGGAAAAGAAUCCGGAAGAGAUCUGCCUCAAGAGCACUUUCUGAGAAGCAGAGUGCAGAGGGACAAUGAAUUCCUUUCAUGCAUAAAGACAUUCAAGAAGUGUGAAAUGUAAAUUUACUUUGAAAACUAAAUGCUUGUAUAAGAAAGCACUAAAUUUAUUUUUGUAAAUGAAUACUGACCAUCUACUUAGCCUAAGAUUCCUUAUAAAAUAACAAGCAUGUUUGGA